ACAAGGUAUCACAAAGUAUCACAAGGUAUCACAAGGUAUCACAAAGUAUCACAGAGUAUCACAAAGUAUCACAAGGUAUCACAAAGUAUCACAAAGUAUCACAAAGUAUCACAAGGUAUCACAAAGUAUCACAGAGUAUCACAAAGUAUCACAAGGUAUCACAAAGUAUCACAGAGUAUCACAAAGUAUCACAAGGUAUCACAAAGUAUCACAAAGUAUCACAAAGUAUCACAAGGUAUCACAAAGUAUCACAAAGUAUCACAGAGUAUCACAAAGUAUCACAAAGUAUCACAAGGUAUCACAAAGUAUCACAAGGUAUCACAAAGUAUCACAAAGUAUCACAGAGUAUCACAAAGUAUCACAAGGUAUCACAAGGUAUCACAAAGUAUCACAAAGUAUCACAAGGUAUCACAGAGUAUCACAAAGUAUCACAAGAAAUCACGGAGUAUCAAAAGGUAUCACAAGGUAUCACAGAGUAUCACAAGGUAUCACAAAGUAUCACAGAGUAUCACAAGGUAUCACAGAGUAUCACAAGGUAUCACAAGGUAUCACAGAGUAUCACAAGGUAUCACAAGGUAUCACAAGGUAUCACAAAGUAUCACAAGGUAUCACAAAGUAUCACAAAGCAUCACAAAGUAUCACAAAGUAUCACAAGGUAUCACAAGGUAUCACAAAGUAUCACAAAGUAUCACAAGGUAUCACAAAGUAUCACAAGGUAUCACAAGGCAUCACAAGGUAUCACAAGGCAUCACAAAGUAUUACAAGGUAUCACAAGGUAUCACAAAGUAUCACAAAGUAUCACAAGGUAUCACAAAGUAUCACAAGGUAUCACAAGGUAUCACAAGGUAUCACAAGGCAUCACAAGGUAUCACAAAGGGAACUCACCUUUACCGUAGCGCUUUUAUCUCACGGGAAAAACAUUACAUUCACUAACAUUGCACUCUUUUGA
Messenger RNA from Porites lobata, 949 nucleotides. Lineage: Eukaryota; Metazoa; Cnidaria; Anthozoa; Scleractinia; Poritidae. The record is from the annotation of a GenBank genome assembly.